AGGUUUAUACAAACGAAAAAUUAUUAUCCAUCUGUAUAGAGAAUAUCUAUACCAACGGAAAUCAUCUUGCGUUUGUAUAAAUAUAUUUAUACAUACAGAUUUCUAUAUACUGUCUAUAUAAUUUACUAUUUGUUAAACUCAAUUUUUUCCUCUUUGAUUUUAGCCGGCUGUCCUUAUUUUCACUUCCCUCCACAUUUUCCCCAAUUUUCCUUCUCUACAUUCCGAGUUUCCCUCCCCAGCUAAACCUAAAUAAUUCCCUCUCCCAAAUCUAGUUCGACUCCAACCUUCGCCAAAAUUCAUUUCCCUUUUCUCUCUUCUCUCUCGUAUCCUUUCCCUUUCUCCUUCUCGUUGUUCAUGCCAUCAUCGUCUGAUCGAAGGGGCCAGCCGACGUUCUCUUUGUGGGACAGUUCUCCAAUAGCACAAAUUUGACAUUUGAUCCAAAAAAUUUGGUUAACCUUGAUGACUUUUCGACUUGAUCUAGCACUGGGGACCUUGGAUCCAUGUUUCAGACUCCGAUCGACCCUUUGGUGGAGCCGACUAGUGUGUGCCUGGAGGACAGAUUCGAUGUUGGCGGUUCUGGAUCUCCGAUGCUCGAUUUGGCGGGCCUCUUUCUUCGGCGUAACCGCUGAACUUCUCAUUCCUUGUGCUUCAAAAUCUGGUAGCUUCCUUUCAACCUUAGAUCUAGUCUGCUUAAUGCGAAUUGUGCGAGCCGUGAGGCUUACCGUGGUGAUCCAGCGGAAACUGAAGGCUCCCAUUCUCUUUGCUUUCCUCAAUUUCGCUCUUCCUCCGGGAUCUGAGGCGCAUAGUAAGCUGUCUUCGUCUCUUCCAAAGGUAAAGCUUCAGGCUUUCUUUAUUGAGCGAUUCGUGUUGAGAAAAGUGAUUAUUUUGAAAGUGUAAGGUUGUAGCAGUUGUUAUGAUGCGUGUUCAUCAAUUUGGAAACUUGUGUGGAUUAUAUUCUCCAACAUUGCAUUGCUCAACAUUGGUGAUACGAAGAUGAGCAUGAUAUGGAAGUUGAUACUGCUGCCUCUUCACUUCAAGCUUCUGCAAAACAUCCAUUACUGGAGCUGGAAAUCUACUGCUACUUGCUUGUCUUGAUAUUGCUCAUUGAUCAAAAGAAGUACAAUGAGGUGAAUGAACAAAUAUUGUUUCAUCAAGGAUCUUUUUCUGUGUCUAUUACAUAAGUAACAUAGCAAUCGUUGUUUUAAGCAAAAGCUUGCACCUCUGCAAGCAUUGUUCGGCUGAAGAACGUGAAUAGGAGGACUGUUGAUGUUCUAGCUGCUAGGCUUUACUUCUACUACUCUCUCAGCUAUGAACUACUUACCGGUGACCUUGCUGAAAUUAGAGGGUAACUUGUAUUUCACUAUUUUCAUUUUUUAAGAUAUCCUAGUGUACCCUGGACUGUGUACUUAUUCAAAAGUGAAGCACAGUAUUAGAUUCUAGCUAGGUCUGACAAAAAAUGUUGAUUACUGACAGUAACCUUCUUGCCCUGCAUCGAAUUGCAACAUAUAUUGCGUCAUGAUGAGCUGGGACAGGUAAAAGUUUCAACUAUUUAAGCAGUUUAGUCUAUGUUGCUAGGGUGUUUUUUGCAUAUUUGAAUGUUUUUCUGAUGCAGGAAACAUUCUCCCCCAAUUAAAAUUCUUAAAUGAGUGAAGCUCCCAAAUAUGUUCAACCUUGACCUUCAUCAAACUCAUUAUUUGUUUUGUGGGGAAAGGAAGGUUAUGCCCUCUAGGCUAUAUUUAACUGGUUU
Messenger RNA from Rubroshorea leprosula, 1747 nucleotides. Lineage: Eukaryota; Viridiplantae; Streptophyta; Magnoliopsida; Malvales; Dipterocarpaceae. The record is from the annotation of a GenBank genome assembly.